Rhodotorula graminis WP1 is the source of this 1891-nucleotide messenger RNA. RefSeq lists its product as uncharacterized. Lineage: Eukaryota; Fungi; Basidiomycota; Microbotryomycetes; Sporidiobolales; Sporidiobolaceae. The transcript is spliced from 14 exons. The coding region runs from base 1 to 1728 and encodes 575 amino acids. The record is from RefSeq and is a predicted model, not a curated record. Gene Ontology annotation, cellular component: membrane.
AUGCUCGUCACGACCGACGCCGGCUCGGACUACUCGACCAAGCCGACCCUGUCGGUCCAGUGGGACGCGACCGCGGGCCAGCUCGUCGACAAGCUCGCGAGCCUGCAGCUCGGCCCGGCCGACGCCCCGAGGCCCGACCCGCACACGGGCACCGAGGAGGGCGUCCACUCGCUGCGCAUUCUCGCCGACCCGAUCUACACGUACUACUCGCUCGCCGGCGGCCAGACGUUCUGGCGCUGGAAGCUCGAGAUCCCGCUCGGCGAGAGGGAGGAGGAGAUCUUCUACUCGGUCAACAACGGCCAGGAGAACUCGUUCUGGGUGCCCGCAUUUGACCAGGAGUUCCGCGUCAUGUACCACUCGUGCAACGGCUUCUCGGGCGGCGUCGACACCGAGGCGUUCAACGGGCCCGACCCGCUGUGGCGCGACGUCCUGCGCAAGCACGAGCAGAAGCCCAUCCACGUCAUGGUCGGUGGUGGCGACCAGAUCUACAACGACCCGCUCACGCGCGAGCCCGAGAUCGCGCCCUGGAUCAACGAGACGGACGUGAGCAAGAAGAUCGCGGCGCCCUUCACCGACGAGAUGAAGUUUGCGCUCGACCGCUUCUUCUUCAACGCGUACUGCGCGUGGUUCCGCGGCGGCGCGUUCGGCAUCGCGGUCGGCAAGAUCCCCAUGCUCAACAUGCUCGACGACCACGACAUGAUCAGCGGAUUCGGAUCCUACCCUGACGACCUGCAGGAGUCGCCCGUGUUCAGCAACAUCGGCUCGUACGGCUACAAGUGGUUCCUCCUGUUCCAGAUGUUCAUCGUCGACGAGCUGGACGGCACGAGCCCCGAGUCGGCCGUCGGGAUCCCGACCGUCAACACGCACCCGUCCAAGUCGCUCAUCAUCGGCGGCGAGGGCGCCUUCAUCCCGUACCCGAACCACUCGUUCCUGUCGUACCUCGGCCCCAAGAUGUACCUCGUCAUGGUCGACUGGCGCUCUGAGCGCAGGUUCGACCAGCUCGCGAGCAAGGUGACGUACGAGCGCCUCGAGAAGGCCGUGUACGCGCUGCCGCAGGGCGUCGAGCACCUCAUCGUCCUCCUCGGUGUCCCGAUCGCGUACCCGCGCAUGGUCGCCCUCGAGAACCUCCUCGAGUCCAAGUUCAACCCCAUGUCGGUCCUCGCCAAGAUGAAGCUCAUGCCGUCGGCCGUCAACAAGUUCAACGCUGAGGCGGAGCUUAAGGACGACUUGGCCGACCACCCUUGCGCUGGCGACCACAAGAAGGAGCGCAAUUGGCUCAUCGAGCGGUACCAGAAGAUGGCGGUCGACAAGCACCUGCGCAUCACGUUCUGCUCGGGCGACGUCCACGCGACGGCCAACUCGAAGUUCUACUCGAAGAAGAAGCUCGAGCCGAGCAUGGACCCCAAGUGGAUGCUCCAGUUCAUCUCGUCGGCCAUUGUCAACACGCCGCCGCCGCCGCCCGUCAUCUGGCUCGUCUCCAAGCUCGGCGCCAAGAGGCACAAGACGCUGCACUACUGCGACACGGAGGAGGAGCUCAUUCCCGUCUUCACCGAGGACACGGACGGCUCCAAGCCCAAGAGCAACACGGUCAUGGGCCGCCGCAACUACGCCAUGGCCGACUACGACACGGCGACGGGCGAGAUCCAGUUUGCCAUCUGCGUCGAGAAGAGCCAGGGCAGCGGCACGACCAAGGAGUACUACCUCCGUGCGCCGCCGCCUCGUUGGUGAACGGCCCUCGUCGCCUCAGCCCGCUCGGACCUCCCCUCCCGCCCCUCCCUCCUUGCCCCUCAUCCCCUUAGUCUCCAUCACUCUCCUCCAUCUCUCGCUCCUAGUCCUGUACCACCUGCGGCUACCCUUACUUUCACCUCCUAGCUUUCCCCCCCCCCCCCCC